Pantherophis guttatus is the source of this 3026-nucleotide messenger RNA. It is a transcript of the gene LMOD3, whose product is annotated as leiomodin 3. The record is from RefSeq and is a predicted model, not a curated record. Lineage: Eukaryota; Metazoa; Chordata; Lepidosauria; Squamata; Colubridae. Gene Ontology annotation, cellular component: striated muscle thin filament; myofibril; cytoskeleton. Gene Ontology annotation, biological process: actin filament organization; pointed-end actin filament capping; muscle contraction. Gene Ontology annotation, molecular function: tropomyosin binding; actin binding.
CCCAACAGAUUUAAAUACAAUUCAUGCACAACCCUUCAUUUUCUCAUAUUCUAAAACUUUAGUAUAUAUCAUGAGCCAUUGAAAAUGGUAUAACUGCAGGAAUCCUCUAGAAUAUGAUUGUGGCAAUGCCCCAAGCAGCUGUACCAAAAUGUCAAAAGGGCUUACACAGCUGACAUAAGCUACUCAAAACAGAAUAUGGCAGCACCUCCAUAAAUUUUCUUGCUCUGCCUAAGCCAUGCUUAAUUUAGAUGUACCAUAUGUUUCAAUCCUCCCUCACUCUUCCUGAAGCAUCAUCUAAGACAGAGCUGUGUUAUUCUCUCUGACGGAGGGGGGGAAAAAUAUACACCCCACAAACACCAAGGAACACUGAAGAUUUUUCAAAGAAAGAAUUACCAUCCUUUUUUCUACUUCGGACAUUUGUUUGUUUUUUCCCUCCAAGUAUCUGCCCCGUGGUUAUUUUUUUAAUCAAUAAAGAACAUGUCUGAGCUCAGCCAAAACUCUGACCAAGAGGACUUCUGUUCGGGAGAGAUAGAUGAGGAUGAAAUCUUAGCAAACUUAUCUCCUGAGGAACUGAGAGAACUACAGUGUGAAAUGGAAGUCAUGGCUCCAGACCCCAAAGUGCCUGUUGGAAUGAUACAGAAGGAUCAGACGGAGAAACCUCCGACAGGAAACUUUGAUCACAGAUCUCUUGUUGAUUACCUGUAUUGGGAGAAGGCCUCCAGACGAAUGCAUGAGGAUGAAAGGAUACCAGUCACGCUAUUACCUUCGGAGAGACCCUUCAGAGAAUAUUCUGAAGAAAAUGUUGCCAAUAGUAGCAGUGAAAAGCCAAUGGCCAACAAUGCUGCAAAUGAAGACAUAAAUGAUUACAAAAAGAACAAACAAAUGGAUCAGGAAGAGGAAGAGGAGGAAGAGGAAGAAGAGGAGGAAGAAGAGGAAGAGGAGGAAGAGGAGGAGGAAGAGGAGGAGGAAGAAGAAGAGAAAAUAGAAGAAUCAGAGAAGAGAGAUCUGGAAACAAAAAAACUUAAUGAGAAUGGCAAGAGCACACAGGAAACUACAGGAUCAUCAUACACAGAAUCGGGUGAAAAAGGAGAAAAUGAAAAGAAAGUUUCAAAAUUAAAUAUUCCCAAAAAAUUAGCUCUAGACACUAGUUUUAUUAAAUUAAGUGCACGGCCUUCAGGAAAUCAAACUAAUUUAGAAGGGAGUCUAGAAAGAGUCCGGAGAAAUGACCCAGAAACAACAGAACUCAACUUAAACAACAUUGAGAACAUCCCCAAGGAGAUGCUAGUGGAUUUUGUCAAUGCCAUGAAGAAGAACAAGCACAUCAAAACAUUCAGUUUAGCCAAUGUUGGGGCAGAUGACAAUGUAGCUUUUGCUUUGGCCAACAUGCUGCGUGAAAAUAGGAGUAUUAUCACUCUGAAUAUCGAUUCCAAUUUCAUCUCAGGUAAAGGGAUUGUUGCCAUCAUGAGAUGCCUGCAGUACAACGAGAAGCUUACGGAGCUACGUUUCCACAAUCAGAGAAGUAUGUUGGGUCAUCAAUCAGAAAUGGAGAUUGCCAGACUCCUGAAAGCCAACCCUACGCUUCUUAAGAUAGGCUACCACUUUGAACUUCCAGGACCCAGAAUGGUGGUCACUAAUCUCCUCAGCAGAAACCUUGAUAAGCAGAGACAGAAAAGGAUGGAGGAGCAAAAACUGCAACAGUUAAAGCAGCAGAAAGAAUUCAUUGCCAUGUUGGAGAACGGACUUGGGUUGCCUCCUGGGAUGUGGGAAUUGCUAGGAGGACCGAUACCGACUUCGAUGAUGCCUCUUUCAAUGCAACCUCCAAUGACAGCAGUUCCCAAAACCCCACCUGUUGGCCGAAGAAAUGAACCUGCUAUAAGAGAAGAACCUGAGAAGGAAAGCAGUAGUGACCUUCCUGCUUUCAAGACAGUGAAGCUCAAGAGGACAAAGCGCAAACCUUCUAUCCAGGAAUAUGUAGAGCCAGCUGAAAAAACCAACCUCAAAGAUGUGAUUAAGACCCUAAAACCUAUUCCGAGAAGGCGGCCCCCUCCUUUGGUUGAGACCACUCCAAGAGACAAGCUACUUAAUGAUAUUCGCCAGAGUAAUGUAGCUUAUUUGAAGCCGGUACCUGUUCCCAAAGAGCUGGAAUAAAGCACCCUGUUCUGCUGAAGGAAAAAUCUAGAAAAAGCACCAGACUAUUCAAGUGUUGCUUCAGAAGGUUUCAGGAAUUGAUUCCUUCAGCUGGGUGUCAUGAAGACAUGGGAACAAUGUUUAAAGCAUGUGGUCUGUUGAAGUGAUGAUUGCUGACUUACGAUCUCAAGCAACCAGAUGUAUUUUUAUUUUGGGGAGAGGCAGAAAUGGAAAGGGCUACUUCACCUGUCUCGUUUAAUCAUUGUGCCAUCCCUGUCAUCAGUUCUUCAGGAAAAUGUACUGUCUCCAUAUGAUCUUCUCUCCUACGUUUUACAGAAGCACAUUGCGCAUCCUGUUGUGGUAUUAUUGUUUCAUUCUUCCACUCACUUGUAGUUGUGGGGCAUACUCAGUGGUGGGAUUCAAAUAAUUUAACAAUCGGUUCUCUGCCCUAAUGACCAGCUGGGUUGGCGUGGCUCGGUGGUCAUGUGACUGUGUGAGCGUGGCCAACUCAAUGUCACUCACGUCGAUGGGCGCUUCGCCUUAGCUAUUACAAUGUAAUACGGGGUUAACCAGAGAGGCAGUUUCUGUAAGCAGGGCAAUAAAGAUUAGGCUAGAAACAACACCAGAAUGUUUCCUUCCUGCCUUCCUUACAAGAUUAGCCCUGUAAAGUGGAAAAAAACAAAAUAAGAUUUCUUCCAACAAGAAGAAAUCUCCGAAUUGUCCGAACUGCUUAGAAAGUUAACAACCGGUUCUCCCGAAUAGGUGUGAACUGGCUGAAUCCCAUCACUGGGCAUACCUGCCAGUUUUAAAACCUUAUCUUUUUGUUAAUCACAACUAAUUUUAUUUUUGUUAAAUGAAGGAUGUUACAAGAGAAAUAAACACCAACUUUCAGAUGAAUA